UUCAACCCGGUUCACGUGCACAGACGAGAGAGAGCAGCAAACAAACAAAGAAAGCCAAAGCCUUUUCAUUCAUUUCAUUUUAAGUAUUUCUGAUUUCCCUCUCGCUGUAAGUUUGAAAGCUGGAAAAAAUUUGGUUUGCUAAGGACUGGUAGUCUCAGGACCAGACAAGGGCACGCCACCUGAAAGUUGGUCCAAGUUUCGAAGCCUGUCCCCCGUUCUGAUAUCCUACGUCACUGUGGGGCCGAAACCAAAUCCAGGCAGCUUGGUUUAUUCUUUUCAUUUUGCGAACUCACUCAUUUCUUCACUCAUUUCUCUCUGCUUUUUCAAGCCUUGAGCUCUCACGCGCAAGCCACCCCUCCGGACCCCCUUUUUUUUUUCUUGCUUCUCCUUCAGCUAUUUGUAAUCGUGCUUGCCACUGCUGCGAUGUGUUGAGGUCUUGUUCCAGCGAUUUCCACGCCUGAGGAAGUAUAUUAUUUCUUUUUUCUGCGUCUCUUGUUGAGGUUGAUGAUAGUAGUCAGGGCCAGGCGCAGUCAUUUGUCUCCCACUUCUGCUCUGUUACAGCUGUUUAUGACCCUGCCUUAUCCCGCUUUUGGCAUUAAAAUACUCUGCAGUUGUUUAUGCAUUCUUCAGAUCCAAGACUGAUCUUUUGUUUGUUUAGGUUAGGCAGUUCUGAGGUUGCCUUUUGGCUCAGAUCCCUAGUUUAUUUUGCAUUCUAUAAAGUACAGCAAAGCUCCUCUUCUCGCCUCUCGUUUCUACAGGAUUUUCAGAGCAGGAAUUCUCGUAUUUAAUCCGCGGCCGAUCCCUGCAUUUGUGAAGAUCAUUCUCGCUGGACCUUAAGGCGUGGUGCUUUUACGGCGAAGCUGUGUUGUUUUCAAGUUUGCCGCGGUUACUUCACACAUUGGACCGUAAAUAGGUUGUCAAUUUCGUCUGAAUAGGAAUUCAUUCUCCAAAAUGGAUAGUACGCAAUCUCAUGUUCCUCCGGGAUUCAGGUUCCAUCCUACGGAUGAAGAGCUCGUAGGUUAUUAUCUUAAGAAGAAAGUUGCCUCUAAAAGAAUUGAUUUGGACGUCAUUAGAGACAUUGAUCUUUACAGACUUGAGCCCUGGGAUCUCCAAGAGCGGUGCAGGAUAGGUUAUGAAGAACAAACUGAAUGGUAUUUCUUCAGUCAUAAGGAUAAAAAGUAUCCCACAGGUACACGAACAAACAGGGCUACUGUAGCUGGUUUUUGGAAAGCCACAGGCAGAGACAAAGCAAUUUAUGCAAAGAUGAAACUCAUUGGCAUGAGAAAGACAUUGGUGUUCUACAAAGGCCGUGCACCCAAUGGUCAGAAGACUGACUGGAUUAUGCAUGAAUAUAGGCUUGAGACAGACGAGAAUGGUCCUCCACAGGAAGAAGGAUGGGUUGUUUGCCGUGCCUUUAAGAAACGAACCAGUGUCCAAAACAAGCUUAAAGUAAUAGAUUUGGACUCAGCUUCUUUUUAUGAAGAUCAGUCCGCUUUCUUACCUGAACUAGGUUCUGCAAAUACCAAUUUUACACAGGGAGUACACCAAUUCGGAUACCAAAAUCCAUUUACCUGCAAGCAAGAGCUUGAACAACUUGACUACCAAUUUCAGCAUGACCCAUUUCUCCAACUGCCUCAACUGGAGAGCCCAAAACUUGCUUGUAAUACUAAUUCUUCUUCUACUUCUGCUGACAAAAGGCCUGAAUACAAUGAAUACUCCAUGACACGUUUGUUAGAGUCUGCUAACAUAGAAGACCUUCUAACACAGUCAGGACGUAGUUCCAGAGAAGUACUAGUACAACAGCAACAGCAACAGCAGCAGCAACAAAUUAUAGGUCCAAUGUACAUGGAAGAGCAGGUCACAGACUGGAGAAUGCUGGACAAAUUCGUUGCAUCACAGCUGAGUCAGAGUCAGGAUGAAUUUUCUGAUGAAGUGAGUGCUUUGUAUAAUCCCAUGUCAGCUGAUAUGCAGGCUUUAGUUCGCCGUCAGAGUAGGCUGCCACAAACACCAGAUUAUGCAGCAGCAUCCAGCUCUCAUUGUGAUGACAACAUAUGGGCUUUUGGAAAAUAAGUCAGAUUGUGAAGCUUUUCCUUCAAUUGAUUAAGCUGUCAUGUAAAUAACAAUCAAGACCACGUACAAGGAAAGCAUGCAAUGCAGCUCUAUCUGUCAGUAGUCCUGAUGGAAAUGGGGAUGGUAGCAAUAAUAUUUAACUGUGCACAAGGUAAUAGGGGGAUAGAGGCUCGGCUUGCAAUUGAACUCUCUGAGUCCUCUCUAAUAUUCACUUAAGGGAAUUGUAUAAAUAAACAUUCUGCGUGGUCUACUGGCUGUACAUUCCACAAUGUAGUUACAGAUACGUACCUUCAGUGCAGGAUCUGUUCUAAAGUGUAUCUUCUCAGAAUUCGUAGUUGUUAGGGUCCGUCCUUUAACAGUCUGUUGACAGGUUUAUGUGACUGUGUGUGUACGUGUUUCAAUCUAAAAAUAAAUAAGUACAAAACUUUGAG
Molecule: messenger RNA, 2501 nt
Organism: Cryptomeria japonica (Japanese cedar)
Lineage: Eukaryota; Viridiplantae; Streptophyta; Pinopsida; Cupressales; Cupressaceae
Product: NAC domain-containing protein 105
Exons: 4
Coding region: 952-2070 (372 amino acids)
Biological process (GO): regulation of DNA-templated transcription
Molecular function (GO): DNA binding
Source: RefSeq, a predicted model, not a curated record